AUGAGCACAAGACAAAGAAAAAAUUUACCAAACAUCAACCAAAGAAUCCGCAAGUUUCGGGUUAAGAGUAGUCACAUUGGACGCAAAUUAAUCGAUGGAAACCCCAUAACAUCCUAUCUUAUUGAAAAACUUCAUUUAAUAGGGUAUCAAUAUUAUAAUGACAAAUCGACCUCAUUUGCAGAACUUCGCGUGGAAGGAAUUACUAGAACAUUUUGGAUACAUAAGGAAUUCCUCGUACUUCAAUCAAAUUUCUUUCACGAGAUUUUCAAUGAUAAAAAUAUUGGUACGGUUAUCGAUAUCACUGUGCCUUCACCCGGGACUUUUGAAUCAAUUCUGGAAUAUUUAUAUGACGGAAAUGAAGAAAAGUGGUAUGAUACUUUUACAACGGAAAAUUGGCAUAGUGUUUGGGAAAACAUAAGUUAUUUAGAAUUGGGCUCAAAAGCUCGGGCCAUUUGCAUUUCUUUUUGCGAAAACCAGAUUAAUUAA
Messenger RNA from Diversispora eburnea, 486 nucleotides. NCBI's taxonomy places the organism in Eukaryota, Fungi, Glomeromycota, Glomeromycetes, Diversisporales, Diversisporaceae. The record is from the annotation of a GenBank genome assembly.